ACCUUUCAAACUCCGGCGCAGGACGAUCAUGCCAAGUCAGACCUGAAUCCCUCAUCAACUAUGUCCUCUGCACCCGCACACAAGUUUUAGCAUCGAAGCAUUAUGGAUAACUCGGGCAGAGCGUUCUGGGCUCGGCCAGGUGGCUGGGAGAGAGAAGGAGGCGGAGGAGGACCUGCAGCGGAUAAAGCUGACACCUGGAGGUCACAGGAGCACGCCAGAGGACAGAACUUCAGACCAGAUGGAGGUCAGCAGGGCAAGAAGAACCAGGGCGGACCCUACUGGGCCGGCUCAAAGCGGGGAGGACUGGGGCCAUUGAGCUACUCCCCUGGUGCCUUCAGGGGCGGCCACAGCCCCUCUCAAAGGGAUGAUCCCCGGUGGUUUCUGGGCCAUGACAACAGCUAUGGGACUCGAGAAGAUAACUGGAGAGAUCGUUUCCCGCAGCAGCAACAGCAGCAGCACUGGAGGAGGACUACUCAGGGUGAGGGCCCAAAGGAGGACAGGGAGCAGGGAAGAAGAGACGCCACUGAUGACGGUGCUCAUGAUUCAGGGAGGAGACGAAGAAACAGAAACAAAAAGAAACCUUUUCUUGAAGAGAAUCAGAACAUCGUCAUUGAAGAGUCCACACUCUCCGCUAAAGAGCUGCAAAGCUUACAGCAGACUGAGAGGCGGCUCAACAGGGAAGAAAUCUACAGCUUGAAGAAGAAGUCGCACAGCCACCCUGGUGCACUUUAUACCUGCGCGCUGUGUGACGUUCUUCUGGACUCUGUAUCUGAUGCUUACAAGCACAUCAGAGACAAACGGCACAAGAAACGGGCCAGGGAGCGACAGGAGCAGGUCAUGCUGACGGAGAUCCUGCCUCCUGGUCCGGAGCAGAUCGGUGCGGUGAGCGCCGCCCUCGAGGCCGUCGUCCGUGAUCAUGGCAUGAGCCAGCAGGACUUUGAGCGGAGACAGAGCGUCGUCGCCUCCAUGCAAGACCUCCUUCUGUCCGUCCUGCCUGAGAUCAGACUCAGGUUAUAUGGAUCAUCUUGCACUAAAUUUGGAUUCAAGGAUUCUGAUGUCAACAUUGACAUUCAGUAUCCGCCUCAUAUGCAUCAGCCAGAUGUGUUGCUGUUGGUGAAGGAGACCCUGUCUGUGAGCACUCACUUCGUCGAUCUGGAAGCGGAUUUUCAUGCCAGAGUACCGGUGGUCAUCUGCAAAGAAAAAGCCAGUGGUCUGGUCUGCAAAGUGAGCGCAGGGAAUGAAAACGCGUUCCAAACCACCUCCUAUCUUUCUGCGUUGUCCAGUAAAGAGCCUCUCCUCCUGCCGCUGGUUUUAGCGUUCAGACACUGGGCCCGGGUCUGUGAGAUUGAUCGUGCAGAGGAAGGCGGGCUGCCGCCGUACGCCUUCGCCCUUAUGGUGAUCUACUUCUUACAGAAGCGCAAAGAGUCUCUCUUGCCAACCUAUUUUAAUCAUGAGGUCAAGGUGUUUUCACUCACCAGGCUGUCAGACUUCAGUCUCACACAUGUAGAGGAUGGAUAUUUACACUGGGCUUACACUCCUUCCUCCAAAGAAUCAUCCCAGUCAGCAGAGGGAUCCUGUAUAAAGGGAAAGGUCCCGCUGGCGUUUCACAGCCCUCACCCACAAGUAGAAGUCGGGCUGCUCUGGAUUGAAAUGCUUCGCUUCUACUCGCUGGACUUCAACAUGGGUGACAACGUCAUCAGCGUGCGGACCAGCGCCGUCCUCUCCCGGGAGAUGAAGGACUGGCCGAAGAAGCGCAUCGCUGUGGAGGAUCCGUUUGCUGUGAAGAGAAAUGUCGCUCGCACGCUGAACAGCCAGCAGAUGUUUGAGUACAUCCUCCACUGCCUCAAAACCACCUACAAGUACUUUGCACUGCCGCUCAACACGCCGGCCGCUAACCACAGGCGAGGGGCGAAGCCGGGCGCCGUGUCCGGGGAGAGCGCCGAGGCUCUGAGGGAGGUGGCCGGCUUCAGUCAGCUCAGCCUCCAGCCGCAGUACGCCGGCCAGUCCAGAGCCGUGGAGAACGGCCCCGAGGACUCGGACUGCAUCAUCGAGGAGGAGGAGGAGGUGGAGGAGUUCAGCGACUCGGACGAGGAGCGGGAGAAGGAAAAAGCAGAUCUGGGCAAGAGCAGCCUCUCGGAGGACGAGGAGGACGAAGAGGACGCCGACGUGGGCGCGCGCAGCCGACAGCACCUGGACAGCGUGACCACAGAGGACGAGGAGAUCUUCCCCGUGGACGAGAUCUCGGGGGAGGAGCUUCUGUCCGACGAGGAGGGUCCCGAUUUGGACACGCCUGGCUCCAUGGACGAGGAAGAGGAGGCGGAGCUGCCGUCCGUCGGCGCUGUACCUCCGACUGCAGAGGACUCGGUUAAAGAUGAGAACUCCGGAAAUAAAAAGCAGAGAAAGCUGUGUUACGAGUUCACACGGCAGGCUUUCACCCGAGGAAAGUCACACAUGGUCGUGUGCAGCUUGUGCAAACGCGAUGGGCAUUUGAAGAAAGAUUGUCCUGAAGAUUUCAAGAAGGUGCAGCUGGACCCUCUGCCGCCCAUGACUCCAGAGUUUCUCUGGAUCCUCAACAAAGUGUGCGAGCAAUGUUUCAGUGACUUUGCCCCCGGGGAGCUAGAAGUUGGAGUGAGAGAGCACAUACUGCAAGAUCUGGAGACUUUUGUCAGACGGCAGUUUCCUGGCGCUCGGCUUAAACUGUUUGGAUCGUCUAAAAAUGGCUUCGGCUUCAGGCAGAGUGACCUGGACAUCUGCAUGGUGCUGGAGGGACAGGACUCCAUCGAUGAUGCUGACUGCAUCAAUAUAAUCGAAAGCCUGGCGAGAAUGCUAAAGAAACACACAGGUCUGAAGAACAUCCUGCCCAUCACAACGGCCAAAGUGCCCAUCGUGAAGUUCUACCACGUCCGCACCGGCUUGGAGGGAGACAUCAGCCUCUACAACACCCUGGCCUUGUACAACACACACCUGCUGGCUUCAUAUGCAGCCAUCGACAGGAGAGUGAAGAUUCUCUGUUACGUCAUGAAGGUUUUUGCCAAGAUGUGCGACAUCGGGGACGCUUCCCGCGGCAGCCUCUCGUCCUACGCUUACACCCUCAUGGUGCUGUUCUUCCUCCAGCAGAGGAACCCCCCGGUGAUCCCGGUGCUGCAGGAGAUUUAUAACGAGCAAACAAAGCCGGAGGUGCUCGUCGACGGCUGGAACGUGUACUUCUUUGAUGAUUUGCAAGCACUGCCCAGUCGCUGGCCACAGUACGGCAAGAAUACGGAGUCGGUGGGUGAACUGUGGCUCGGCCUGCUCCGCUUUUACACCGAGGACUUCGACUUCAAGGAGCACGUCGUCUGCGUUCGACAGCACGCUCGGCUCACCACCUUCAACAAGCAGUGGACGUCCAAGUACAUCGUCAUCGAAGAUCCCUUUGACCUGAAUCAUAAUCUGGGUGCUGGACUCUCCAGAAAAAUGACGAACUUCAUCAUGAAGGCUUUCAUCAAUGGCAGGACGGUGUUUGGGACCCCGGUGAAAGUCUUCUCCGCCGUCUACCCCAGUCAGAUGGAGUAUUUCUUCGAUCCGGAGGUCCUCACCGAGGGGGAGGUGGCGCCCAAUGAUCGCUGCUGCCGCAUCUGUGGCAAGAUCGGCCAUUUCAUGAAAGACUGCCCCAUGCGGAAGAAGUCCAAGCACCGACGGGAUGCGGAGAAGAGGCCCGAGUACCUGCGAGACAAAAUGGAUCCGUCGGAGGAAGCCAGGGAUCAGGCCAAGUACAAGAACGAACACUGGAGGAAACGAGACGCACUGGACACACGCUGCUGCUUCCUGUGCGGGUCGAGCGCCCACAUCAAGAGGGACUGCCAGCUUUACAGGAACCCUGCAGGUAAUGCGAGGAUGGAAAACUUUGCUUCUCCUUCAGUCCAGUUUCGGAACAUGAGAGAAAAGGAGAAACAGGGUUUGCCUUUACAAGAGGAGAAGAAGAGGCGAAAGCAACAAAACGUCAUCUUAAGUCCACAAGCAGGCAGCUUAGCCUGCAGGAAUCUGGGCCGCUCCGGCCACAGGAAGAGCCCAGUGGAAUGAGCAGCAGCCGUGGAUUCACAAACCAUGAGAUCCUUCUGUUGUCCAGGCAGACUGCGACCUAAAGUCCAGAAAAAACCCUAAAUCUGAAUGGUACUGUUGGGCCGGUGCGAGCCCGUUAAAAGCCAAAGCCAGGACGCCUUGACUUGAAGCCAAAUAGGGCCUUUUUAUGUGUGCAUUUAAUCCCCCACCCCCCCCAAAAGCUCUCUUCUUCUCAGAGCUUUUUAGAGACUUCAUUGUAACAAGACAUCAACAUUUUAAGUCUGGUUUAAUUUGUCCCCUGCACUGAUGUCCAGCUGGGUAUAUCCUCCCCGGCUUUUACAGAGGCUCGUCCUGCGGUGUACAACGAGUGUUUUUAUUAAAAAAAAAAAAAAAAAAAAGGAAACAAAAAACAGUAGAUUUUUACUUUUUUUUCCAGGAUCACAGUAUUUUUUUCCCCUCUCAGAGUUCUGGUCUUUUCUUGUUUUGUGGAUAGACCCUGUCUCGGAACUCCCUGCGUGGAAGACGAUAAAGCUGUAUUUCCUUUGCAAACCCCAGCCUCCAUGUAUUUUCACCCAUAGCAGGAAGUGUUGUAAUAAUAACAGAGCUGAGUAAAAAGUUUGUUCUCAUACUUGGUAAAGCUAGAAAGGAAUUAAGAAAAAAAAAAAAGAAAAAAAAAAAGAAUCUGCUGGCCCAGCCAGCACA
Salarias fasciatus (jewelled blenny) is the source of this 4740-nucleotide messenger RNA. It is a transcript of the gene tut7, whose product is annotated as terminal uridylyl transferase 7. NCBI's taxonomy places the organism in Eukaryota, Metazoa, Chordata, Actinopteri, Blenniiformes, Blenniidae. The transcript has 29 exons. The record is from RefSeq and is a predicted model, not a curated record. The coding region runs from base 103 to 4059 and encodes 1318 amino acids. Gene Ontology annotation, molecular function: nucleic acid binding; zinc ion binding; RNA uridylyltransferase activity.